Protopolystoma xenopodis is the source of this 285-nucleotide messenger RNA. NCBI's taxonomy places the organism in Eukaryota, Metazoa, Platyhelminthes, Monogenea, Polystomatidea, Polystomatidae. The record is from the annotation of a GenBank genome assembly.
CCUCUUCCAGCUACACCCCUGGAGUUGCGUACGGUUUUCAUAUCUUCAAAAGAAUUGGCAUUUGAGUUCAAAAAAGAGGUUAAUGUUUUUGGCUAUUUGAUCAAGACGACUGCCGACGCCUUAACUACAAGUUACUAUGUGUAUAGAAGCUUAUCUAUAUCCAGGCUGAUUCUUGUUGAUUUGGAGCCUUGUAAGGUGUAUUCUCUAGAAGUGUAUGCUGUGGGGCUCUCAGGCCUGUCGCCUGAUUCAGCAGAUUUGCUUGAAUCAACAGGUUGGUCAAUUUAA